Schistosoma bovis is the source of this 4014-nucleotide messenger RNA. The record is from the annotation of a GenBank genome assembly. NCBI's taxonomy places the organism in Eukaryota, Metazoa, Platyhelminthes, Trematoda, Strigeidida, Schistosomatidae.
GCAGGUAUGAAUCAACCGCGUAUUUUCAAGCUGAGUACAGGACCUUGAAUAAUCACAUCACUGUAAAUGUUGGGCUGUGAUUGUAGUGAUGAUGAUCUUGAUAGAUUACUUGAAAUUGAUGAAGAAGUAAAGUAUGAAAAUCAACAAUUACCGAUUGUCGACUUGGACACAAAUAACCGCUCCCCAAAUCCUAGCCAUAAGAGAACUCUAUCACUGGAUAUAGAGCAAUGUAGCUCAUCAAAAAUAUUAAAGACAUUAGUGGCUGACCAUGAGGAGGACAAGCUCCAAGAUAAUAUUCGGCCAUGUACAUCUAUACCAACAAAUGGUGGUCUAUUGAAAAGGAUUCCAUUGGUCGGGGAUUAUGUUUCAUUGACGUUUGAUAGUGGUGAACGAUUUUAUCUGAGUUUUGGUGAAUCCGACAUUGAUGAUUUACCUGAUAAAUUUAACAGGUAUUCUUGUAACUAUGAAUCAUCAGAUUUGGUGUAUAAAGCUGAGGAACUUCUGAAGAAUUCCAAGUCUAACAUGAUCAGUGCACAAAUCGGAGAGAAACACGGAGAAUCUGGUUUCGCACAGCUAUGGACUACAAAAUAUUCCCCAUCUACUUAUUUAGACUUGAUAUCGGAUGAGACUACUAAUCGAACUCUCCUCAGGUGGUUGAAAGCCUGGGACCCAUAUGUAUUCGGGACACCAGUACCUAAAACUCAAGUUAAGUCAAACCCGAAUCCAGGGCUGGUACCAUACAAGUCGAAUGAUAUUGAAGCUAAAGCUGGUGAAAUUAAUCCUCGUGAUGGACUACCUCUAUAUAGACUGGUGUUAAUUUCUGGACCUCCAGGUUUAGGAAAAACUACUCUUGCUCACUUGUUGGCACAGCAUGCUGGAUAUCAAGUAGUUGAAAUAAAUGCGAGCGAUGAUCGUAGUUUAGGUGUACUACGUGAUCGUUUAACGGCAGUCGUUUCUAGUUCAACCAGUUUAAAUACGUCAAAGAAGACAAGUUUUGGUAAUCAUGGAACAAAGCUUAAGCCGUGUUGUUUGAUCAUGGAUGAAAUAGACGGAGCUAUGCCUGUAGUAGUUGAACUAUUAGCGAAUGCUGCGAAAAAUACUUUGUCGUCUAAUACUGAACGACAACAACAGCGAAAUAGACGUGCUAAUCCUCCAUUAGUUUUACGUCGUCCUGUUAUCUGUAUAUGUAAUGAUCUAUAUUCUCCAUCGAUUCGAGCGUUACGAGCUCCCGGAAUACCUUGCUUAACUAUACGUAUACCUAUUGUUGACUUAGGUCGAUUGGUUUCUAGACUUGAUUUAAUAACUAAAACAGAAGGAUUAUCUCUUGACAAGAUAACCCUUACACAAUUGGUAGAAAUGUCUGAUCGAGAUAUUCGUUCGUGUUUAAAUACAUUGCAAUUCUUGAAUUCAGUGAAAUCUUUAGGUAAUAAUAUAAACCAUAAAUCAGGUUGUUUGUCAGUGAAUGAUAUCUUAUCACUGUCCCAAUUUCAUAACGGUGGUCUGAAAGAUGUUCAGAAAAGUGUAUUUGAUGUGUGGAAAGCUGUAUUUACCAUUCCUUCAUCUCGUUUACUUUCAAAUCGAAGAAUAACCAGGUCUGAAUGCAAUAAUAAUAAUAAUACAAGGAGAAGAUAUGGUAAAAAUCAUGAUACUCAAUCUGCUAGACUGGCCUAUAUAAUGGACGUUACAGAAGCUUCUACUGAUCAUCAACAAAUCACACUGGGUAUAUUUGAGAAUUAUCUUUAUGGUCAUUUAAAGGAUGCUACCUUACGAGUAGCUUGUCAGGCAUCUGAGUGGUUUGUGUUUGACGAUUUGCUUAACGCUUGUGUACAAACUAAAUCGAAUUAUUCACUCCUACGUUAUGCUAAUUUCUUGCCUUGCUGGUUUCAUAUGGCUUUAGCUACACCAUCAGGUCUUUUCAACAAAUUUACUACUGCUAAUAACACAUCAACCGGAAAUGUCAAAUAUGUAGGCGGUUUACGUUGGCCUUCUACUCCUUUGGAAACUGCUGCCACUCGUUCACAUUAUUUGGGAAUAUUGGAUCAGUUAUAUUCAAACCAAUGGAACCUACCUCAAUGUAAAUCUGAUAAGUCUGUCAGUAAUUUUAACAGUUUUCGAUUUCUACCACGUCGUCAUUUUUUAUUAGAUAUGGCACCUACUUUAAUUACUCUUUUGAGUAUGAUCGCUUCCACUCUUCGGCCGUUGAGUGCACAGUUGUAUAAUCAACAUGAGAAAUUAGCGCUUGACAAUUUAGUCAAUUUAAUGUUAAAUCUUGGUUUGAAUUUGUUAGCAGAACAGGAUUCUGAGAGUAACGAAGUUCAAUAUCAACUUAAUCCGCCGUUAGAUCUUGUUGCUUGUUUCACAAAGACAAGUAGUUUGAAGUCACUUGGAUAUGCUACUAAACAGUUUAUUGCACGUGAGUUAGAAAUUGAAAGAGUUCGACGUUCUGAAUCAAUGAUUAAUCGAAAUGUUAAUAAGUCAGAAGCUUGUAAUGCCACCACCAAAUCGGAUUCCAAACCAUCACUCGAGAGUUUAAUGGAUACUGUAUCACAAAAAUCAAAACUUAUUGGUACAAAAAGUUCAAAGGUAUGGUAAAUUUAACAUUCAUAAUUAUGUAACUUAAGCAAAUAUUGAUGUUCAUAGCUUUUUAUAAUGUUCACUCAAUUUGCUAUUUAGAUCACUUAGGUAUUUUUUCUGACAUUUAUAUGUGAAAUUAAUGUAUAAUGAAAAGUAAAUAAAAACCAAAGCAUAUCUUCUCAUUACUUGUAAAAUGUGUCUGAUAUAGAUAAAAAAUAGUUCAGUUUAAUGAAAUGAUUACUUGUUGGUUAUCUUCCUGUAACUUAGAUACCUGUCUCAACAUUAAUAGAAAUUAUUAACUCCUAUACACAUAAAUUUAAUAAUCCUAACUAUUUAUAUUUUUUGUGGUGUAUUAGUGUCCAGCUAUCUUCAUUUCAUUAAAAAAAUUAUUUGAGGAGUGAUAUAGACACAGAUGUAAACAUUAGGUUAGUAAUUCAUCCUUUUCAAUCAUCAUAAACUCGGAAUUUUUCUAAAGUUCUAAGAUUAAAUUACAUAGAAAACUACUUCGCCAUUAGAAGUUUAUAGUUAUAUACAUGGUUAAUAUCAUAAUUCAUUUACCAAACAUGAAUUAAUAUACUCAACUGUGUGUAUGAAGGAUAAUCUUACUUUAUGGUUGAUAAACUGAGUUAAUUGAAAGGGAAUUCAUAAUAACAACUAAAAGUCAAUUACCUAAAAUACUUAUUAUCUAAUUUAAAUAUAUGGUAAAGUUAUAUUAAACUUUUGAUAACUGUACUAUCCCUACAAUUUCAGCUUUACUGGUUUUUUUUUCGCAAUAAAACUAUAUGCCUACAUAUCUAAUCAUGUGCAUAUUGGAAUCAAAAUAUUGCACUGACAUGUACUUUGAAGUAAUUUCUAACCUGGGGCUGACAUUAAUAAUGUUUAGCGGGAAGUUGUCAGUUAUUAUAUGCUUGUUUUCUUGGUUGUGAAUAUUUCGUAAUUUAUUAAUAUCCUAGGACAUGUUUCAGCGGUCGUUGUCCACGGUUCUGAACGAAGAUCGUGGUUGUUAACAUAAUAAAUAACAAUUUCAUACUUGUUUUCUAUUCCUGAUAGUCUUAAUUUGGCUAGGUUGUUUUUCUGACAAACUUUUGACCGCUAUAUGGAUCUUAUCCAAUGGAGUUGUCCUUAAUCUCUCGUAGAACCAUGUUUAAAUUGUUUGAGUUCAAAAAUUUUAGCGCUUGAUCAAACGUUUGUUUUCCCGACUUUCCUAGGUGAAAAAAGAUUUCUUUGGACGCAUAAUCAAUGAAAAAAUGAAUAUUUCUAGUACUGUGAAUACAACUGAAGAUUGCGGUGAGCAAACAGAGUCCAUUGUCGACCGAGAUAUUUACUACCGCUUUAAGGAGGGCUACUCAAAUGCAGUCCGACGACCGGUUACUAUGAAAGAAUUCUUGUAAAUGAACUUGGAGCUUUUACAAACAUUUUAAGUAUAGUUGCAGAGUAAAA